CAUGCUCCCAUCUUGUCCCUGAUACAGCACUCUAAUGAUGGUACUCAUACCACCAGCUGAAGAAGGUAAUGUGGCAGUAGUGGUCCGAGUGCGGCCACAGAUUCCGCAAGAGCAAGAAGGAAACUGCCAAAGCACGGUGCAGGUGCUUAGUGACAGCAUGCUAGUGUUUGACCCUGAAGAAUCAGACCUGCUGGGCCUCCAAGUUCAUGAGCCUGUCUACCGGAAGAAGGGCAAGAAUAUGGUGUUUGUUUUUGACCAGGUAUUUGGGAAAAGAGCUACCCAAGCAGAGGUCUUUGAGAAUACAACCAAAGAAGUCCUGGAUGGUAUGCUGAAUGGCCACAAUUGCUCUGUAUUUGCAUAUGGUGCAACAGGAGCUGGUAAAACAUAUACCAUGCUAGGAUCAGAGAAGGAACCUGGUAUCAUGUACCUCACCAUGGAGGAGCUGUUUAAGAAAAUAGAGGUUAGGAAGGAAAAGAAGCUCUGUGAGGUGUUCAUCUCCUAUCAAGAGGUAUACAAUGAGCAGAUUCAUGAUCUUUUGGAACCAAAAGGUCCACUAGCCAUCCGGGAAGACCCAGAAAAGGGAGUUUUGGUGCAAGGUCUUUCAGUUCAUCAGCCAAAAUCUGCUAUGCAGGUCCUAGAGAUGCUGAGGCAAGGAAAUCUGAACCGUACACAGCACCCCACAGACAUUAACGCCACCUCCUCACGAUCUCAUGCAAUCUUCCAGAUCUGUGUGAAGCAGCAAGAUCGUGUGGUGGGCAUGCAUCAGGAUCAGCUAGUGGCAAAGAUGAGCCUGGUUGAUUUGGCUGGCUCUGAGCGUGCCUCUGCUGCCAACACCAAAGGAGAGCGACUCCGUGAGGGUGCCAACAUCAACCGAUCCCUACUGGCUCUCAUCAAUGUUAUUAAUGGCCUGGCAGAUGCCAAGAGUAAAAAACCCCACAUUCCAUACCGGGACAGCAAGCUAACACGCCUCCUAAAGGAUUCUAUUGGUGGAAACUGUCGGACCAUCAUGAUUGCAGCUAUUAGUCCCUCCACGCUUUCCUAUGAGGACACAUACAACACCCUCAAGUAUGCCAACCGGGCUAAAGAAAUCAAACUUUUAAUAAAACCUAAUGUGGUGAGCCUGAACCACUCUAGCAGCCAAUAUGCAGCUAUCUGUGAGCAACUAAAGGCAGAGGUGGCAGACUUAAGAGGGAGGCUCCGAGCUUAUGAAGAAAAAAUCCCAGAGCUUAAGCCCUGCCCUGCUCUGGCUCCUUGUAGCCCUGAGCAGACAGAGCUCUCCAGACCAAAGGAGACUGCUCUGGAUUAUGCAGUGUUGCAAAAGGAUGAUUUUGCAGCCAUGGCACCCUCGCAACUUUGGAAACAGAAUUGUGCAGGAAAAAGCUGCACCAAGGAGGACUCCAGAAGAAAAUCUGAAUGCUGUUGCCCAAAGUUUUCAAAGCCAACUAAACAUCAGGAAAAACUGAAAACUCAAUUGCAGGGCAUGGACAAACAACAGCUGGAGAGGCUUGUAGUAGCUACUCUGCUUGUAGCCAAAAGGCUGUACAGUUGGUUGAAAGCCACCAACCUCCUCACUCCUGAAAUGAUAGUACAGAUUGAAGAGCUGGCUUCCUUACUUCAUCAAGAAUCCCAUGGAGCCCUGAACAUUUCUGCUUUGGAUGGGCAAGAUGAAGAACUGGAUGUGCAACAGUUUAUAGAUCAUGGUGAUUCUUUCGCUGUCCUCCCAGCCUCUCUUCCUGCAACCAAGUGUGCCGGUCCUAAGGCCAAUCCUGGAAUUCAGCCUGCUGAACCAGAGGCUCAGCUGAUUCCACAUGCUGCCUUGAAGACCCCCCACUACUCCACAAAUAAGAGGAGGAAGGCAUCACAGUCUGAAAGAAGCACUCCAUCUAGCCAAAGGGGGCAUGCAAAGCGCCGGCGGAAGGCUUGCCUCUCAUCCCAGAAACUGGGUUCUCUGAAGGAAUGGUCUGAUUUCACCCAAGUGGACUGUACCAGCACCCCUCUUGUAGUGAAAGCAAAAUCUCCCAGACCAGUUGAUCAUCAUACUCCAUUAUAUUGCCCAUCAACAGUUACUAAGAGUCGCCUGCCCCUGGCUCCCUCAACCAUUCAGAAUUGCUCUCCUCCACGAAGCUUGAACACAACUUUUGACCUCUUUGAGGAACCCUGUCCCCCAGCCUUGAAGCUCAAUACUCUGGAAUGUCCUGCUUGGGAAAGUGUCCAACAUGUCUCCAACCAUCAGGGGGUGCCUCUUAUACCCAGGGCCUCCAUGCCUGUGUUUACUAUGAAAGGAUCCUCCAUCCCAAGGGCAUCAUCCUUGGCCUCCAAAGCAUCAUUACAGAAGAGGAGGCACACCACAAAUUCUACCUCCCACUUGCCAAGCAGCCGCAUUGCUAGGCUGCAGGGUCGUUCUGUGAAGUCUUCACAGGUGGUGAACGCACCAGGACAUCCCUCUGGUAUCCCUGCAUGGAAAUGGCGCUAGAGAUUUGUUCAUUCCCGGCAAUCAGCAUUCUACUGUAUCUCAUUCCAUGCUUCUUUAUGGACUCCACCUGAGCAUUAAUAACAUUCUGACACACUAUCCCUUCAAUUUCCUCUAUUCUUAUAUAGCUAUAUCUGUAGAUAUUUGUAUCUACCUUUUGAAUAGCAGGUGUACAUUGAAUCAACAAAUGGAGGCCGAAUAGCCAUAAAUUAUUAGGAAACAACAGCAAACCUAAUUUGUAAAGCUUGGUUCAAUAUUAUACAACAGCUUGUAUUGUGAUUAUAAUCUGGUGCUUAGUAUAUGUCUAUUGGGUAAAAAGAGCACUCAGUUUUCAAAACUAGCACAUUCUGGACCGAAGUUAAUGAUUCUGCAUUUAGU
Candoia aspera is the source of this 2848-nucleotide messenger RNA. It is a transcript of the gene KIF18B, whose product is annotated as kinesin family member 18B. Gene Ontology annotation, biological process: microtubule-based movement. The transcript is spliced from 15 exons. Gene Ontology annotation, molecular function: microtubule binding; microtubule motor activity; ATP binding. The coding region runs from base 35 to 2473 and encodes 812 amino acids. The record is from RefSeq and is a predicted model, not a curated record. Lineage: Eukaryota; Metazoa; Chordata; Lepidosauria; Squamata; Candoiidae.